GAAAACUCACGAAUUAUUGAAGAGAAAGGAGGAUAGAUCUGUUCUUUGUGCUUUUCCGAAGACAGCAAGGAACAGUGGAAAGAAUAUCUUGUGUAAUAUCAUUACCCUCCCGACAAAUAUUUAACAAGCACCUACAAAAUGUAAAUUAACAUCUGAGUAUAAGGUGGGCUGUCGGGGAAAACCUUCACUGUCUCAGGAACACUCCAGCACUGAUAGGUAAGAAUCAGGGAGACCCCUCGGCUAGGUGAAGGCAUGGACACGAGGAUUCCCAAACGUCCCUUACGUCACUGAACCAUGAAGGAUUCAGGAACUCAUGUAGAAGGACUGGGGAGGUUGAAUUUGCUUUGUCACAUAAGUACACUAAACAGGUCACUCCAACUCUAAAUGCUACCACCACAUCUGUCCCAAGGACAACCCCAAGGACAUAAAGAUCAAGCCACUGUCGACUCUAGUAAAAAUAACAAAGUCACAACAGGUAACCUCGAGAGGCAUAUUUUCCCUUUAGGACAUUAGUGUCUUUUAUGCACAAAUGCACGUGUUUAAAAUGCCCCACAACACAACUUUAAUAACAGUAAUGCUGAAAACCCCGUGGCUCCCAGAUUCCAAACUUCCUGAGAACAAGGGGCCCAUUUCCUUGUCUUUCUUCCUUCAUACUGAGUACAGUUGUCAGGGCUUGGUUGAGGCCCGAAGUUCUUUGACGAAUUAAUGUAAGCCGUCUCAGCUUUCUCCUCUUCCGGCGAAUGUAUUCAGAGUUUUCAAUAGAGAGGAACUGAAACAAUCCAGAGCGGCCCGUCACCCACAGUUCCACCAGACUCAGGAUCGGGAUGAGACAAAAACUUAAGCAGGCUUCUGGGACAACUAAGCAACACGAAAGCUGUGACAAAGACUAAAAUGGAUACGAACAAGGCAAGGAAACGUAGUUUGACAACCUUCCCAGUUUUGAAAGCAAGAAAGAAGCAGAGUUUCACCUCCGUGAAGGGUCCCACUCUUCCUCCUGAUAUCUACAUGGUUGAGAGUAAGCCUUUGGUUCAACUCCAGAAGCCAUCCUCCAAGACCAAGAAGCUGAGAUCAAACCGAUGUUCACAAAAGAAUCCAAGUACCAGCAGCAGUGCAUUCCCUUUUGUGGACACAAAGGGGAAGAAGAACACAGUUAACUUCCCCCACAUUGGCAACAAAACCCUACCAAAGGGGUCCACAUUGUAUCAGGAAAAUCAGAUUCAUAAUCAACUGCUGUCCUCUGAACUCAAGACCUCAGAAAUACCUUUUAGCUUUAGCACCAAAGCCCAAGACACCAAAGUCCAAGACACCAAGCUCCAUCCAGAACUACCAAAGAGGCACAAAGUCCCUCUUACAGCAGCAGAGGCCCUAAAGUUUUUUAAGAAUCAGCUGUCCCCUUAUGAACAAAGCGAAAUCCUGGGCUACUCGGAGCUGUGGUUCCUAGGGCUUGAUGCCAAGAAGCUCAACGUGGUUCCGGAGAAGUUCAGCAAGACAAGCUUUGAUGACGAGCACGGUUCCUAUGUCAAGGUCCUGCAUGACCACAUUGCCUACCGAUACGAGGUUCUGGAUAUGAUCGGGAAAGGGUCCUUUGGACAGGUGGCCAAGUGCUUGGAUCACAAAAACAAUGAGUUGGUGGCCCUGAAAAUCAUAAGGAACAAAAAGAGAUUUCACCAUCAGGCUCUGGUGGAGCUGAAGAUCCUGGAGGCCCUCAGAAGAAAGGACAAAGACAACACCCACAACGUAGUCCACAUGAAGGACUUCUUCUACUUCCGGAAUCACCUCUGUAUCACCUUUGAACUCCUGGGAAUCAACCUGUAUGAGUUGAUGAAGAAUAACAGCUUUCAAGGCUUCAGUCUGUCCAUAGUUCGGCGCUUCACCCUUUCUGUUUUGAAAUGCUUACAAAUGCUUUAUGUAGAGAAAAUCAUCCACUGUGACCUCAAGCCGGAAAAUAUUGUGCUGUACCACCGGGGCCAAGUCACUGUUAAAGUUAUUGACUUUGGGUCAAGCUGCUAUGAACACCAGAAAGUUUAUACAUACAUCCAAAGCCGGUUCUACCGAUCCCCCGAGGUGAUUCUGGGCCACCCCUAUAACAUGGCCAUUGAUAUGUGGAGCCUGGGCUGUAUCAUGGCUGAGCUGUACACCGGAUACCCACUGUUCCCUGGGGAGAACGAGGUGGAGCAGCUGGCUUGCAUCAUGGAGGUGCUGGGCCUGCCACCUACCCACCUCAUCCAGACAGCCACCAGAAGACAGAUAUUCUUCGAUUCCAAAGGUCUUCCCAAAAAUAUAACCAACAACAGAGGGGAAAAAAGAUACCCGAAUUCCAAGGACCUCCCGAUGGUGGUGAAAACCUAUGACUCCAGCUUCCUGGACUUUCUCAGAAGGUGUUUGGUGUGGGAGCCUUCUCUGCGCAUGACCCCUGACCAGGCCCUCAAGCAUGCCUGGAUUCACGAGCCGAGGAAAUUCAAACCAUGGCCCAGGCCUCAGAUCCAAAGGAAGCCUGGUGUGAGUAGCUCCUCUGAGACAAGCAAGGACAAGACUGAAGAGCACCAGGCCAGCAAAGGCACAAAAGAUGAGGCCACCAAAGAAACUACAGACAAGUUGAAAGAUGAGCCUGAGAAGCACCCUGAGAGUUCGUGCAAACGGCAGAGCUCUAUCCAGCACUUAGCCAACACAGUCCAGCUGCCUAAUCUAGCAGAAGCUUCUGGAAAGCCAGAGGCUGUUGCUGGGUCAGAGACGUCCGAAGAACAACAAUGCACCUCCUCCCCCAAGAGCACAAACAUUUUACCACCCAUCAUGUGACCCUUGUGGAGGGCGUGUCCUGUCCCUCCAGCCCCACCAUCGAUUUGUAUUAGAGAAGGCACUUUGUACAAUACUUCACACUGCUUUUUUAUUGCAUAAAGGUUUGUAAGAAAAAUCAAA
Molecule: messenger RNA, 2916 nt
Organism: Rattus norvegicus (Norway rat)
Lineage: Eukaryota; Metazoa; Chordata; Mammalia; Rodentia; Muridae
Source: RefSeq, a predicted model, not a curated record